AUGAGCAAUCGUGUACGUUACGAUAUUGAUGGGCACUUUUUCAUAAUCAAAUUAAUUGAUCCAAAACACUUGAACUCUUUAACUUUCGAAGAUUUUGUAUACAUUGCACUAUUACUGCAUAAGGCAAAUGAAAUUGAUUCUGUUUUGUUUACAGUUCUACAAAGCUCAGGAAAAUAUUUUUCCUCAGGAGGCAAAUUUUCAGCAGUUAACAAGUUAAAUGAGGGAGAGAGUACCAACGAAGUGGAGAAAAUUUCAAAGCUGGUAUCUGCCAUAAGCUCUCCCAAUAUAUUUGUGGCAAACGCAUUUGCAGUCCAUAAAAAGGUUCUGGUGUGUUGUUUGAAUGGGCCUGCCAUUGGUCUCAGCGCAUCACUGGUGGCUCUUUGUGACAUUGUUUACUCGCAAAAUGAUUCGGUAUUUCUUCUUUUCCCCUUCAGCAAUCUCGGUUUCGUUGCAGAAGUGGGCACUUCAGUUACUCUGACUCAAAAACUGGGUAUAAAUUCUGCGAAUGAGCAUAUGAUUUUCAGUACACCAGUUCUAUUCAAAGAAUUAUUAGGAACUAUUAUUACAAAAAAUUAUCAAUUAGCUGAUACUGAAAUCUUUAACAAGAAAGUUCUUCAAGACUUAAAGCAAAGUUUAGAUGGCCUUUACCCGAAAAGUGUGUUAGGUAUGAAGGAAUUGUUACAUAGACAAAUGAAAGAAAAGCUUAUCAAAGCACAAGCAAUGGAAACCAAUGGUACCUUGCCUUUUUGGGCAAGUGGCGAACCGUUCAAAAGAUUUCAACAGCUUCAGAAAGGAAAUAGGCGCCACAGGUUAUAA
This is a messenger RNA of Saccharomyces paradoxus, 816 nucleotides long. It is a transcript of the gene DCI1, whose product is annotated as putative dodecenoyl-CoA isomerase DCI1. The record is from RefSeq and is a predicted model, not a curated record. NCBI's taxonomy places the organism in Eukaryota, Fungi, Ascomycota, Saccharomycetes, Saccharomycetales, Saccharomycetaceae. The transcript has a single exon. Gene Ontology annotation, biological process: fatty acid beta-oxidation. Bases 1 to 816 code for a protein of 271 amino acids. Gene Ontology annotation, cellular component: peroxisomal matrix.